Molecule: messenger RNA, 1380 nt
Organism: Aspergillus wentii DTO 134E9
Lineage: Eukaryota; Fungi; Ascomycota; Eurotiomycetes; Eurotiales; Aspergillaceae
Exons: 1
Coding region: 243-1178 (311 amino acids)
Source: RefSeq, a predicted model, not a curated record
GCUUCUUGGGCUCGCAAUCGACGUCAACACGGCCGAAAGGGGAGGGGGAUAAUCUCUUCUUCGAAUAUAAAAUCGUUCGUCUUUUCCUGCUCUUCUGGUCUCCAGGAAGCAAGCCAUUCAUUCGUUCAUUCAUUCAUUCCUUCCCACUCCAGUCUUUCUUUAACCGCACUGCACAUAUUAGCAUCCCUGCUAUAUAUAAUCUUACCUUCUUUGAAUUUCUUUCCGAUACAUAAUAUAUCACCAUGAAGGCUUCAUUCUUCGCUGCCGUUGCCGCUUUGGCUUCGACCUCUCUCGCCGCUCCCACCGGCCUCCCCCUCGUCGGUGAUCUCGUUGGCGACCUCCCCGUCCUCAAGGAUCUGCCUCAGCUGCUCGGAAACCUGCCUGUUGUUUCCGACCUCUCCCAGGUCAAGAACCUCAUCCCCUCUGCCACCAACGCUGCUCCCUCUGCUGCUCCCUCGGGCAAGAUCGUCCAGGAUGUCGGCCACGAAGUCGACAGCGUCUUGACCGUCACCGGCCCCAACGCUAAGAAGCUGCUCAUCAAGGUCUCUCCCGAGGUGGCCCAGACCGUCAACAGCGUUCUCCCCGGCGUCGGCACUCCCAUCGGUGCCGUCGUCGCCUCCGCCGCCUCCGUCGGUGACCUCGUCACCCAGGUCGGCCACGCCGUCGACGGUGUCCUCACCGUCACCGGCGAGGGUGUCGGUGCUCUCCUCAUCGAGCUCGACGGUACCGUCUCUGGUCUCCUCUCUGGUCUCGGUCUCGGUGGCGUCGGCAAGCCCGUCGGUGACCUCCUCGGUGUUCUCGGUGCCAACCUGAAGCGCGACCACAUCGUCCAGGACCUCGGCCCUCAGGCCCAGAACAUCCUCACCGUCACCGGCUCCGACUCCAAGCAGCUCCUCGUCCAGGUCUCCGGCCCCGUCUCUGAGCUCCUCGCUAACCUCGGCCUCCUCGGUACCGGCAAGGCUGCUGGACAGGUCAUCAAGACCGCCGGCAACGCUGGUGACCUCGUCAAGGACAUCGCCGGCGACGUCAACAACCUCAUCGUCGUCACCGGCAAGGACACCGGUGCUCUCCUCAUCCAGCUCGACAACCCCGUCACUGGCCUCCUCGCCAGCCUUGGCCUCGGUGGCCUCGGCCAGGCCGUCGGUGAGGUCGUCAAGACCGUUGGCGAGAGCUUGUAAAUGUGAGCUCUUUAUCUGAACAAGAUGAGCUUCCCUGACCGUGUCAUUGUCUGAUUGGGCUGGUGUACGCGGCAACGAAUUCGCAUGAGAAUUUAUAAAUACCAUUCCGUUUUUGUACUUUUGUGGCAGAUAGAGGUUUUAAUUGCACAUAUUGGUUGGCAUAUCAAUGUAAUACUAUCACGAUUAGCAUUCAGAUUUUACU